Cyprinus carpio (common carp) is the source of this 1431-nucleotide messenger RNA. RefSeq names its product small integral membrane protein 14. Gene Ontology annotation, cellular component: endoplasmic reticulum. The record is from RefSeq and is a predicted model, not a curated record. Lineage: Eukaryota; Metazoa; Chordata; Actinopteri; Cypriniformes; Cyprinidae.
CAGUGCAAGCUCUUUAACAUUCAUGAACCGAGCCUUCGCCAUAGUAACAUUCCUAAUUUUUGCUUCCCCGAUCCUUAUCAAAACACAGACGGAACAUCAGCCGGAGCUGGGGCCCAUUGCCAAACACCAGUGUACACAAGGGAGCAUUUGCACUGGAUUUGGCCUGUGCUGGCGGACACUCUCAGGGGUCAAUAUUCACAUUUCGGUGCUGGUUUGAAGCGAAUGGUUUUAAAUCUCUUCGAGUGAGUUGUCGAAGUCUUCGGAGAGGAUGGCAGAGGGAGGUUUUGACCCGUGUGAGUGCAUCUGCUCUCAUGAACAUGCCAUGAGGAGACUCAUCAGCCUGCUGAGGCAGUCCCAGUCCUACUGUACAGAUACAGAGUGCCUUCAGGAGAUGCCAGGCCCCAACUCCUCCGUAGAAGGGGACAUCACGCUACCGCUGAUUAUUAUGGGAUGGCUAGUUGUAGCACUCAUGCUCUUCUUGCUUCGCCCAGCCAGCUUGAGAGGUCCUUCAGCCAGCGGCAAGCCCUCUGGUCCCCAUGGUAAUCAUGGCAGAGAGCCACCAGCACCUCCUGUGGACUAGAGGUUUUUCCACCGCAAAAGAUUUGAUCUUUUAAUCCAGCUUCCACCUGAUCAGCUACUGUGACUAAUAUAACUUGCUAGUUUCCUUAAUCAUCUGUCAGUGUUUCAGAUUCCAGAUUCUUUAGUCCGAUGAGGGGGCGCUGAUCUACACAGACACUUGGAUAACAAAGUGUUUCUAAAACGUGUUACAUUUCAAAAGAGCACACAAAAAGAGAAAGUUGCCCUAGUGGUAAAAAUGCUGAGUUGUUGGAGUCUAAAAAGUUUCCCGGAUUUAUAUAUCUCUGUCUUCACUUUUUUUUUUUUCUUAUUAUAUAUUUUUUUUAUUAUAAAGCAUUAUUAGGUAUUUAACAAGUUGUUAAAAUGACAUAUAGUCCUAUUUAAUGACAUUUGAAUUGUGAUCUAGAAGAAAGUUUACCUAGAAACUGGGUGUCAUCAAAAGAUUUGGGUUAUUUUUGAGUAGACUGGGGUGAAGAGGAUAAUCUUACUUGUCCUGUGGAAGCCAAUACAUUCCAAAGCUAUGACGACUUCACAGACAUGAUGUCAUUGGUCCAUGGAGGAGUAUGAGCUUUGACUCUGCAUUGAGUCAUUCUAAACACACAUGUAAUUAAAAUGAUUCAGGGUUGACCAAGACUUGACCAAACCAAUAAUGAAAUGGGCUUAUUGGGCCAUUUCUUACUUCGCUCUUGUCACUUUUGACAUCAUGGCUGUGUGGAUGUUGUCAUGGUCUGGGAUCUGCUGACCACGGAGAGGUGGCCGAUCUAAAGCAGACCUCUCCACCUUGAAGACUUUGACAAUCUAUUUACCCUUUGUGUAUAAAUAUCGCUAGCGCAAUUGCAUUUUUUUUUUUUUUUU